Molecule: messenger RNA, 2784 nt
Organism: Acytostelium subglobosum LB1
Lineage: Eukaryota; Evosea; Eumycetozoa; Acytosteliales; Acytosteliaceae
Exons: 1
Coding region: 1-2784 (927 amino acids)
Source: RefSeq, a predicted model, not a curated record
AUGGAACCUAAACAAAUAGAACAACAAUCAGCAAUCGCUAAACCAACAUACUUUAAGACACCAUGGGGACAAACUUAUAUUGAGGCCCAGGUUGAAAAGGUGGAUUCAACAGGCAACAACUUGUUGUUGUGUGUAGAUGUCUCUGGAUCAAUGGGUGGCGCACCAAUCCAGAGUGUGUGCGCAGUCCUCCGUGACAUAUACAAGAGAACAAAGAUCGACUAUCCUUUGUUCUGCUACAACACUACUGUGACCAAGAAGUCCACCAAGGACAUUGAGAACGUCGACUUGGUGGCCGGCGGUGGCACCGACUUCCCAGUCGUCUUUGACGCCAUCAAGACUCAUCUGAUCGCCAAUCCCAAGUCCACCACCUUUAUCUUCAUGACUGAUGGUCAAGACGGAUCCAGCGCAGCUGAAAGACAGCGCUCUACUGAAGCCCUCAAGCUUGUGGUGAGUGGCCUCUCACACCUCUCCAUCACCGUGCAUGUCAUUGGAUUCGGUGAUGUGAACAAUGCUUUCCUCGAGGGCGUCAGGAAGCUUGGCACCAAGGAAGGCCUGUUCAAGUACUCGACCAAGUCGUCCGAUCUCCAGAAUGACUUCAACGACAUGUUUGAGUAUGCCGCGUCUGCACGCGAGUUCUCGCUCAACAUUGGCGUCAACUCUUACUCUGCACAGAGCAAUGACGACACUGUCUGCUUCCUCAUCAAUGACACCAUCGACAGUGAUGCCGAUGCAUACUUGGCCUCUGGUGAGGGCUCCAAGAAGAUCGACCUGGUUCCCCUCGAGCCCGUGCGACCCAUCCACUUGGUCAAGGCACUCAAUCUCAGAUCGCCAGACAAUGAGAAGAUGGUUCGCGAUAUCAUUGCUACAGCCAAUGGAAUAGUUCCAUCUGGAAAGGACUUGAUGGAGCGUUUGGAAGUCGAGCAGAUCAAGAAGGAGAUCAACGAUCGUAUGAUGGAGUACAUUGGAUUGUUCACUCAGAUCAAGAUGGGACAGGUACCCGAGCGUGUCAAGCUUCAGUUGAGCGCCCUUCGUCACGAUGCAGCCUUCUCCAACUUGAAGCGCAAGGAGAAGCUCUCUCUUCGUGUCAACAAGAAUGCCGAGUACUUUAAGAAGACCGAUAUUAGUGGUAUCCUCGAAGGAUACCGUCGUGACAUGGACAUUGCCGGAUGGGAGGAGCUCAAGCAGAUAAGAGACCAAUGGACCUGUGCCUUUGCCCACGAGGAUCUCUAUGAAAUGAUGCGCAAGUCUCCCGACAAUGUCAUGUGCAUCGGUAUCUUGGUCAAGAGGAAUGACGCCUCUCUCGACUCCAAGGUGGAGCUACUCGACGUGUCCAACACCAUCAUCUCUUACGACUCUUUCAUCUCUGCCAUCACUCAUAUGAAGAACAACCCACAGGCUGAUGGUGCUGACGCUGACUACUGUAUCGUUGGUGCUGCACGUGAGAAGAUCAACGCUGUCAUCCCUCUUUACAUCCAUCAUGAGCACAUGAAGCGUAUCCGUAUCUUGGAAGGUAUCUGGUUGGGCUACCUCUUCACCUUGGACUCGUAUGGCUACGACAAGUCACAGGAGAUUGGACUUGUUCGUUUGGUGUACGACAUCAUCAAGCGUAGAACAAAGACUGAGAUUAACACCAGAGUCAUCAAAGAGUUGGAGAAGGUGUGCAAGUUCAUCAUCACCGAGUCUGUUGGCUUCAAGUCUGAGUUUGGCGAGCAGACCUGCAACAACUUCAUCCAUGGCAUCCAUGGUCGCAGUGUUGCACAGGUCCGUGACCUCGAGCUCAUGAUGAUGCUUGGCCACCUCAGUGGCAAUAUCGAGGACAUGGCCAAGGCCGUCUACUAUGAGCAUCUUCGUCGCGAGGUCCAGACCAAGUACAAUGGAAAGGACAAUCAAGAGUUGAUCAAGUUCCUCUUGUAUGGUCGCGAGAACACUGCCAUUCAAGUGGCCGCCGCAGAUGUCAAUACUGCCAACCAAGAUGACGCUGACUACGUGGAGAAGAGUUACAUCGAGUACUAUAACGAUGAGCUCAGGAAGCCAAUUCCCUUGAUCCAGGAGACUGUCACAAAGGCCCGCAGGUCCAUUGUGGAUGCCGAUGCGGCACACAUCAAGGCCAACUACAUGGUGCCAGUCCCAGCGAUCAUCACAGAGAUGUUGGAGUACGCAGGAGUUGAUCCUCAAUCAUUGGUGUCAUUGCUCAACCCUGAGCAACUCCGUCGUGAGAUCCUCUUUGCCCUUAGGUAUGUGGCCGUGCCCAGCUCGGUCACAGAGCAGAACAUCCUCACCUCUCUGGACACAGAGAUCCAGGGUCGUGUGGAUCAGAACUUCUACUUUGACGCAAAGGAUCAGAAGAACAUCGAUAUCAUCGUCUACAAGACUUCACAGUGCAAGACUAUUGAAGGCUUUGGUGGUCUCAUGCGCAAGUACUGCUCAUCAUGGACCGGUCCCAUCUUCCUUGCUAUCGUCCAGGGCUUGCUCGACACCAACGCACCACUAAAGAAGGAGAAGUUGUGUGCAUUGCUCUCCAACAGCAUCAAUGACAAGCCAUUGUUCACAAGAUAUGGAAUGGUGGACCUUGUCUACCAGCCCUUCCCCGCAACAUUGAACAAGAUCAGACACGCGAUUGGCGUCAACAAGUUGAGCUCCAUCGAGAAUGCCAACAUUAAGGAAGGCAAGAGGGUGCUUCAUCUUUACCGUCUCUCGAACAAACCCAACCGUCAUGGACACUGCAACGACAAUCCAAACGACUCGCUCAUAUACAAAUUCGAAGGGUACAACAACCCAAAGUAG